Molecule: messenger RNA, 2049 nt
Organism: Amaranthus tricolor (Joseph's coat)
Lineage: Eukaryota; Viridiplantae; Streptophyta; Magnoliopsida; Caryophyllales; Amaranthaceae
Exons: 2
Coding region: 1-2049 (682 amino acids)
Biological process (GO): DNA integration
Molecular function (GO): nucleic acid binding; RNA-DNA hybrid ribonuclease activity
Source: RefSeq, a predicted model, not a curated record
AUGAGAUCCCCCACCUCCGUAAAAGAAGUACAAAAGCUCACGGGGUGUAUAGCUGCACUAGGAAGAUUCCUUUCAAAGUCAGCGGACAAAUGCUUGCCUUUCUUCAAAACGAUAAAGCAACAGAAAUUCGAAUGGACCGCGGAAGCAGAAGAGUCUUUCCGCCAGCUUAAGGAGCACCUAUCGGCCUUGCCAAAACUAGUUUCGCCUAUCAACGGGGAAAAGCUAGUCUUAUAUGUCUCUGUCUCCGAAUACUCGUUAUCCGGAGUGCUUGUGGCGGAAAGGGAAAAGAAGCAGCUCCCAAUAUACUAUGUGAGUCAUGCAUUCCGCGGCUCAGAAGGGAAUUACUGCGAAGUGGAAAAGGUCAUAUUUGCAAUAGUGAUGGCCAGCAGGAAAUUGAAGCCAUACUUUCAGUCCAACCCGAUCAUUGUCCGGACUGAUCAACCUUUAAAAAAGAUUCUUGAGGGGAAAAACAAGUCGAGCCGUGUCACAGAUUGGGCAAACCAGCUAGCAGAUUUCGGCAUCGAGUACGAGCCUCGAACGGCAAUUAAAGCACAGGCCUUGGCUGACUUUAUUGCUGAAAGCACUUCCUCCCCUCCUGCUGAACUUAAUCGAGAAUGGAAAUUGUAUGUAGACGGGUCUUCAACACAAUCGGCGAAUGGGGCCGGGCUCCUCAUUGUGUCUUCCGCCGGGGUCCGCAUGGAAAGGGCGGUCAGAUUUGAGUUCGCGGCAUCCAACAAUGAGGCCGAGUAUGAAGCAUUACUGAUGGGGCUGAAAAUCUGCUGUGAGGCAGGGGCUAAAGAAUUGGCCGCAUUCUCGGACUCCCAAUUAAUAGUGGGGCAAGUAAACGGGGAAUUCGAGGCUAAAGAUGAUAGCAUGAAAAUGUAUCUGCAGCAAGUGAAGGACUUUGUUCCAAAGUUUGAUAAGUUCACGUUGGAGCACAUUCCACGAUCCCAAAAUGCCCAAGCCGAUUCCCUAGCAAAACUUGCCAGCUCUGCAGAUACUUCCGCGGCUCGUGAUAUAAUUUGGGAAGUGCUCCCCAACCCCAGCAUCAACUUCAUGAUCAACACCAUCGACAGAUCUGAAACAUGGAUGGAGCCAUACGUUAAGUACUUGCAAGAUCAAACGCUCCCCCAGGACGAGAAUCAGGCCAAAAUGCUCCAGAAGAAGGCCAAAUGGUUCGAACUUCAUGAAGGAACGCUUUAUAAAAAGUCAUACACACAUCCCCUCCUGAAAUGUGUUGCUCCUGAAGAAGGAAACUAUAUCCUACGCGAAAUACACGAAGGCGGAUGCGGAAUACACCAGGGAGUGCGAACGGUCAUUAGCAAAGUCCUUAGAAGUGGUUAUUAUUGGCCUUCACUCCGGAAAGACGCGGAAGAGUUGAUCCUACGGUGUCCUGAAUGUCAGUAUCACUCAAAGAUAGGGAGGAAACCCUCUAAUUACUUGACCGUCUUGCAAGCCGUCCUGCCAUUCGACAAGUGGGGUAUGGAUCUCCUUGGCCCUUUUCCACCAGCAAAGGGGCAGCGCAAGUUCAUCAUUGUGGCUAUUGAUUACUUCACUAAGUACGUAGAAGCAGAGGCUCUUAGUUCGAUCACAGACAAGCAAGUCUGUCAAUUUUUAUGGCGGAACAUCAUCACAAGAUACGGCAUACCGAGGGUGAUCAUUACGGAUAAUGGAAGGCAAUUUGUCAGCAAGAACACCAUCGAGUAUUGCGACAAAUUCUACAUCCAAAUCAGAUUUAGUUCUGUGUCCAGACCGCAAACUAACGGUCAAGUCGAGUCCGCCAACAAGGAGAUACUAAAUGGUAUCAAAAAGAAGAUAGAAGGGGUCAAGGAGACCAGAGGAAAUGCACUACUGAGAUCGGUGGCCCAAAAGCAGAAGAUGAUUUGUAGCUUCAACCGCCAUGUGAAAACAAGACGUAUCCAAGUCAAUGAUCUCGUCCUCCGAAAAGUCGAAGCUACUGGGAAGAUUGUUGAAAAAGGAAAGUUAAGGUCAACUGGGAUGGACCUUUCAAAGUCACCCGCAUCAUCAAACCAGGAACGUUCGAACUAG